UGCCAAUAUUCCGUUACAUGUUGCUGUGUGACAGCUGAAAGCAGAGGAGCAGCCUGACAAAAUGGCAUCUGACAGGGAAGUGCACAUGAAACAAUGGUGAAAAAUUGAAUUCCGCCAUGCAGAAAAAAUGGCACCUUGUGACAUUCACUAAUGCUUGCUGAACCAAACAGUUGAUGUGAGCAUACUGAGGCAGCGAGUGGUUGCGUUUUGGCAGUGGCAACAGCAACUUCCGCUGGUGCUGAUUUUUAUGAACAUGACAUGCAUACUCUUGUUCAUUGCUGGUGAAUAUGAAUCACUGAUGGUGGUGACUAUGUCGAAAAAGAGUGUUCUAUAGUUGAGAAUUUGAUCUAUAAAACAGUGUUCUUCUAUCUAUUCAAGUUUCUGUGGAAAUAAAUAGAAGGCAUUACUUUUGGAGUGACCUACAUAAUACAAUUUGUAUAUACUCUGUGCGACCCUAGCAAACCAAAAGGUUGGACACCCAUGCCUUAGCCCAAACAGAACCAUCCUAUGCUUCCUCAUUCGGCUUCCUCAUUCGGCUGCUUUUCAUGCUGACCUCACAAGGUUUACACAAGAAGUAACCAGGUACCAGCGUUUUUAAUACCUCAUAUAAAAAACACGCAUUAUCCAACUCAUAACUACAGUCACUCGAAUCAAGAUCCAAGUUGUGUUUGCGUGAAGUCACACCUGGACCUAUCUAAACAAUGCCUCUGGUAACAGUAUAUCCUUGUGAAUUAAAUCCAUGAGACAGGAAGGUUCCCAAAUAAUCACACUCUGUCAUCUCAUUUUUCUACUGUUUCACUGUCCACAGUAGGGACAACAAACCAUGUUCCAGAUCUAAAUAUCUUGUUUCACUGCCACUGAAAGAUUAGGAGCCAAACUCUAGCAGCCUUUCUGUUCUUCAUACUUCUUUUAGCUAGACACUACAAUGGGAGCCACAUUUCCCUGAGAUCCCAGUCUACAUAAAUAGUGUCAGACUGCUGUACCUGGCCUGGCUGUUGGAAUGGCCUCAGUUCUGUUACUAAUAAUUUGUUAGUUUCAGCUGGGACAGAGUUUUUUUUUUCUCCUCAACGACUGGUAUGACACUGUGUUUUGGUUUUACAAGAAAGACAACAUGGAUAAAUACACCCAUGUUUCUAGUUGUUGCUGAGAAGAGUUGUGAAGAGCCCGUUGUUCUGUUGCUAAGCAGAGUUGUACAGAGGCAAGGCAGUUCCAGUUUCUCAGCUCCUAUCAGCAAAGGGCUGGGGGAGGAGGGGGGGGAGAGGCAAGAAGCUGGGAGGAGACAGAAUCAGGAGAGUUAACUUAAUCUGGCCGAAGGGAUAUUCCAUACCAUAUGACACAAUGUAGAAGGACUUUUGAAAGGAAUUGGAGUUUUUUCUCUCCCUUUUCUGCUUCUUAGGGGCUAGCUGGACAUCAUUAUGCAGGUGGUGAGCAAUGAUUGUGCAUCACUUGUUAUAUACAUACACAUAUGUAUUUGUCAAAAUUACUAUACUUUUCCUUCUCUCUGUCUUAGUUUUAUCUCAACUCAUAAGUUCUACUUGGUGCCUGGUACUUUGUGCCUGGUUGUUUUUUUUUCUACGCCACUGUGAAGGGGGAAGAGUGAGCAAACAACUGUGUGGUGCUUAGCCACCUACCAGGUGAAACCACAAUAUAAUUCUAACACAUUCUCAUCCUAUUCAUUCCAUUCCCAUGAUUUUCCUUUUUUAUGUGAAUUAUGUAAGAGGUGAGCAAUAACAGAAAAAUCAGUUAUGUGUGUACAUCAAUAAUCUAGAGCUCCCAGCAACUGCUGGAAUUCCUUUUUGAUAGGUGGUUUCUGUGUAUGUUCUGUUCCUUCUGGGGUGUCUGAAGGAAUUUCUAGUGUUGAGGUUAUUACUUUUUCUUAUAUACCUUCCAUAAUAUGUUUGACUUCUGCUGAAUUGUUUCCUUGCCUAUAAUCAGUCAUAAGCCACCACUGUCUGUUCAGCUUUUUCACCAGACAGUUGAGUUAUGCAGGGAAAAUGAGUGAUAAUGUUUCCGUUUCCCAAGUAGAAGGGAAGUAGAUAUGUAAACAUGGCCACUGGCAAGGGGUUCUGAAUCACAACAGCAAUUUUUGAUAGAGCACGGGCACAGAGAUAUCUAACAGAUCUACAGCAUUAGGCUCAUCCUCUCCCCCAUUAACAGCAAAACUCCAGAAUGAAUCAAGAGUUUCCACGUUUUGACACACUACAGAGCAAAUCCUAAAACAUUUGGUGUGGGUCAGUGCAAUCUUCCCAGGAGCCACAGAGUGAUUUUUGCUGUGAGGCAUUCCUUUAUGACCAAACCAAUCCUUGUAAAUCUGACUUUAUGGUGACCAGGCCUCACAUUCGAGAAAAUUUGUAAAAAUUCUUCCUGGUCCUCCUGAUAUAGCAAUAAUAGGUUUGAUUUUGAUAAACAGUUAUACAUGUAUGAGUUCAAGGGUAAGAUCAUAAUCCAAGUUUUCCACUGGUUCAUGGGUGUCAUCACCAGAUAUUCCCAUCGUGUAUUGGAAUUGGCAGAAUGUGUUAAUCUGUGGAAUUGUUUAGCAAAGACUGAGAAUGGAGUCUGGUUUAGUAAAAGAUUUAAUUUUUCCUGUAGUUGGCUUUAUCUUCUUCCAGCUGACAUCAACAGCAUUUUAAGCUCCCUGAGUUCUAUUUUUAGACUCAUAGAUUCAUAGAAUGGCUUGGGUUGCCAUAAGGUUAAGGGAGUUCUCUGGGCAAGCUGUUCCAGUGCCCUCUGAGAGAAAAAUUUCCUCCUAACAUCUAACCUAAUCUCCCAUCUUAUACUUUAAAACUGUUCCCCCUUUUCCUAUCACUAGUAGACCAUGUAAAACGUCAGUCCUCCUCAUACUUGUAAGCUCCCUUCAAUACUGGGAGGCUGCGAUGCAGUCUCCAAAGAGCCUUUUCUUCUCCAAGCUAAGCAACUCCCAACUCCCUCAACCUCUCUUCAUAGAAGCCCUGCUCCAACAGCUACACAUCCUUCCUGUGCUGGAGGCUCAAGACUUGGACACAGUUCUCCAGGGCCUAACGAGUCAGAGUAGAAGACGACAAUCACUUCCCUCUUCCUAUAGGCCAUCCCUCUUUUUAGGUUUUGGUUUUCAUCAUGAGAGUAUCUAAUUGUGUCUCCAGUUUCUCUCAGUUUCCCUCUUUCAACAAUUAAUACAGUGUUGUAUGAAAACACCACACUGAGGGGCAAUGCUGAGGCAGCGUUGAGAUAUUCUUCUGAUGCUACUAAAGGUGGUCAGAGGGCUAUGUAUGAGAGUGCACCUACAAAUUCUGUAUAAAUAUUUUCAGCAUUGAGACUGUUGGGAAUUUUUUUUCUCAAGAAGGCUUGCCCAAUUAUCUUUAUUGCAAAAAGAGACAUAGGAGGGUCUUUAGCUUUCCUUGUUCAAAUAAAGAAUCUACUAGGGGCACUUCCCAAAAGGGUCUCUCAACCUACCAGAGGUCACAGACUUACUUCUAUUUCCCAGCCGUAUUGUCCCUUCUCCUUUCCUCUGUGACUGAACUGCCUGGAGAUUAGAGUCUUCCCAGUCCGCCUAAUACAUGUUCCCCCAUGUAUGUAAGCUACCCUGUGUAUCAAACAUCACAUGUACAAUUAGCUCUAACCGUAUGCUGCCCAAAGUGUAAAAAUUUAAUAUUAAUUAGCCUAUUAAGCGCAUGCAGUAAGUCCAAAGUUCAUAGUUUGUCGGUUGACCUCUGUAAGUGAAGCCUUAUUUGGUGAGUUUACAGCCACCAUAUGGAGAGGAAUUUGCAAGCCUCAGCUCAACUUGUCUGCAAGGACUUGUUGUCCUUGCUUCUUUUGUCUCAAGACUGAUAAUAUUGUUUCAAACACACUCCUAGUCUUGACGCCACAAGAAAUUCAUCAUGCUCUGGACAGAAGAUUCAGUUAGCUCCUUACACACAGCCACAGAAGCAGAGAAGUGAGGGCAAAGAAUUUUGUGCUCUGGAGAAGAGUGCAUGUGGCAGAAGCCCGAGGCCCACCACCGGAGUUAGGCCAACGCUAGUCGUACUGAAAGACCCAGGGGAGCAAAAGCCCUUUACGAAGGGCGAGCAGCUUCUCCUGCGCCUCUUCAGCCCGACUAACGGCUUCUAUCUUAACACUCCCGCUCUCGUCCUUCUUCUCAGCCCACACAAAAUGGCCACCGCCGCUGAGGAGGAAGAGAUCAUCGCAGGACUGUGGCAGGAAGGGAGCACGGGAAAGGGAGGAGAGCGCGUGUGUGAAGGAGAGAAGGGGCGGGACAAGUUGUCUCUUACUAACACCAGCAUGACUUUAACCACUGAACUAGGAGAUCUGCAAUUGUUGGGGAACACAGGCUACACUGGAGAUGGAGAAGCUUUCCUGGCGGUUGGGAGGUCCUGUGUGAUGUGUCCAUCUGUAGAAGUUUUUUCUCCAGAAAUCAACUGUAUAGCUCCUGAUCCUUCAUAUGAAAACCAGAAAUUAAGUUAUGAAGAUCUCUCUCCAGAGGCAAUUCUGUGUCCAGAUACCUUUCUGGAGGAGAUAGUAACACCACAAGAUAUAUUUCGACAUGUUUUAGAAGAUUGCCUGAGGCCCACCGUGACUGUGAUUGACACAGAUAACAGCACAGAGGAACAACUCUCCAAUAAUCAUAAAGAUCUUUCAUUGUCAGCCUUUGGGAAGAUUCUUAUGGAAUCACUGUCACUCACUGAACAGAGCUUAGGGACUGGUGAACUUGAAAUCAGUGAUUGGUUGAGAUUUCUCAGUGAUUCUGGGAAUCCUACAGCGAUAUUAGAGUAUCCUGAUCAUGUCUUUUCCAGUGAUGCACCAGCAGAUAAGAACAGUGAUGCUCUGCUAGUAAAGCCUGUGGCAGAUCUGAAUUCUAUGUUAGGAUCUGUAGUGCAGCCUGACAUACCUGUAGUGCCAAGCAAGAGACAGCUUAACACCAAGGAAGAGCAGGCAAAUUCAGAACACGAUAUUGCCAGGCAAGUGGGGGAUGACUGUACACAGACAACAAGCAUGCUUGAGCCUCAGCUUCCUGUGAUUCAGCUGGAUAAAUCAAAAACUUCAACAGGAUCUAGCUUGCAGAGGACAACAUAUGAGCAGCUUGUGAGUGAUCAUCAGAAAGGGAAAGAAGUAAUUUCAAAUUUUUGGAGUGCCACCUGUAAUGAAAAACGAGCUAGAAAGAGAAGUUCACAUUUAGUAGAGGCUGUUUUAUGUGCAGAAACCAUUAAAACAACAUCAGGGAGAACAAUGGAACUAAGAGAGACUUCCUCAGUAAGUAAAAUACAGAAAUCUUCUGAAAACAAGCAAGAUCUGGAAAUCAACAGGUUCCAAGAAGUAUCUAAGAACGAGGAUAGAAAAGCUGAGAGAAGGAGGAGCAAAAGAAUCAGAGAUAAAAUGAGUAAGAUGUCUCUCUGAUAAGUAUGAGACAAUUACUUUUUCAUUUAAACAGCUAUACUGAACCAAAUGUAAUUCAAAGUCUUUCCACUAUAUUGUGUCAUGAAUUUCUUUUAGAAAGAUGAUAGGAACGUUUAUUUUAAUAAUUAAAGUCAUCAAUAACUUACUUUGCUUAAGUCUGCCUAUUACCAGCUAGCACUUUAUUUGUGUACACAAACUCAGUAAGAAUAAUGAGAGUUUUUUCAGAAUGCAUUUUUUAUUAUACAACAAUAUAUGAAACGUUAUGUUUCAGUGUCUGUGGAAGAGAAGAAAAUUGCUUUCUUACAGAGUUAAAAGUAGAUCCUAAUUCUAUAAUCUAGUAUUUGCUAUGCAACCUCACUUUGAGAGCAGCACAAUCCUUAAGAAUUCACCUAUACAAAGCAUUUUAUCCUAUAUUAAAGGCUUUCUUCUGAUACUCUAUUCAGGUAUAAAGCAAGGUUAUUGACCUUCCCUCUUACUGUCACUGACUGCCCUUUGAAGUAUUCUUCCUUGCAGUGGCCUUUGUCAGAAAGGAAGUUUGCUGUUUUUCGUACUCUGAAGAUGCAAACAAACUCUUUUGACUCAUUAGAGUGGUAGGAGAAUACAAAAUUCCCAUACUUAUAUGCUGACUUUGGAGCCUACCUUUAAGAUUGAGAUCUUAGAAGUUUGUUCAGUCUGGAUUUAUCUGUGCAAUUACAAUCAUUCAAAUAGGUUAAAAAGUUUGUAAGUAUUAAAACUGUAACAUCUAUCUUGUAGAUCUCGGAAAAUAUCGAUAAUUCUACUACCAAUUAUCAACUCUUAUCACAGGGUUUUCAUUAUUCCCCAUAGGAGUACCAUUUUUGUGAGAUUCAAACUAAUCUACUUAAUGACUUAGUUUCUACUUAAAGAAUAAGCUUUUGUUUUUAGCACAAUUUUUGCUGAAGGAAUUGCAUUGCCUGUAGAGGUAUUUUCAUGUUACUCUAACCUAACAAACACUUCCCUUUUACAUGAGGUCUAGUAAUCAGGACUCUGAGAUGUCUUAGGUUGGUAAUUCACUGAAAAAAAAGCUUCACUAAUGUUAUGGUUUGGAUCAUUCGGCAUCAGUCUGACAAUAGGAAGGUCGAAGGUAAGGUAGGAUAGAAGUAAUAGGACUUCUUGAAGUAACAAUGUCUAGUUAAAUUCUGUUAAGUAUAACAUGAAACUGCACCUUGUUUUAUGUUUGUCUGUGUAGUGUAAUCCCUCCUAAAUUUCUCGGCUGAUUUAAAUAAUCUUUGAACACUGUAUUAUAAUGUAUUGUGAAUGAUCGUCUCACAAGACUGAACACAUAGGAUAGAAAUACUCUCCAACUAUUCACCUGUCAGAAGGUGCUAGGUGAGUCCGUUCCUACUGGAUUCUAAAAAUACAUGCAGAGCUGAGCACUUAAGAAGUUUGGGAACGACUUAAGUCUGAGCUCACAGUGUAUCACAAUUCACAAAAUAGUAGACACAUUAGGUAUUGUGAGUUACAGCCUUUAGAGAACUAUGGCUUGCUUAAAAUUUCUGUCCCUAACACCGUCAGGACAGUGAACAGCAUCUAGUACAGACUGUGAAGAACACUGUAGAUACGGUCCCUACAAACCAUGUUUGUUUUUUUUUCCCACUAGUAGAUCAACUAAUGGCCUGAACCACUAGAAUGUGGUUUACUGCAGCCCAUCCUCCUCCUCCUGUAUUUUCCUUUUUUCUCCCCUUCCUCCCUGUUUUUCAGGGAUGCAGCAGCCAGAAUGCUCAUCUCCACUGUGCGAUAUGUGCUGCUUGUGAAAUGCAGUGCAGCUCAUCUGUGUAUCAGAAAUGAGUUCAUCCAAUCUGAAAUACAGUACAGUGAAUACACAGUGGAAGACAGCAUUUCUUUUGUAAAAUAAUGAACUAGGAAUUAAUAAUAGUAUCCUUUAGUUAGGUUUCUGACUCUCAAGCAGAGAGAAUUAUUGUUGGAUAGCUAAUGAUUUUGGUCCAACAGUUUUCUUCACUGCACAGUUGACUGAGCUGUUUGUGAAAUAAUUGAGAAACUUGAGGGAGCUAAUUUUUUCUCUAUUCUUCUGUAAAUAUUCCUGGAUUGUGAAGUAGAAGCUUUAACAUGUAAAUAGUUACAAAAAAGUACUGAUAAAUUUGACAGUUAAUGCAUGUUACUGAGUUAUUGACUAGCUUUUGAAGUCUGUUCAUCUGUAAUGAGUUGUAAACUAGCUUCAUCAACUGCGAGGAAAGAAUGCCCUUCGCAAAAAUGUCAUUUAAAAAAAAACAAGAAGCAUAAACUAAACAUUUUAAUGAAGUCAUAUUCCUGCAUGUUGAAUUUAAUUUGGAGUUUUGUUAUGGUAUUCACCGUGACAUCUUUUUUGAGU
This is a messenger RNA of Meleagris gallopavo (turkey), 7714 nucleotides long. The record is from RefSeq and is a predicted model, not a curated record. Lineage: Eukaryota; Metazoa; Chordata; Aves; Galliformes; Phasianidae.